Amphiprion ocellaris (clown anemonefish) is the source of this 2179-nucleotide messenger RNA. It is a transcript of the gene wdr74, whose product is annotated as WD repeat domain 74. The record is from RefSeq and is a predicted model, not a curated record. The transcript is spliced from 2 exons. Gene Ontology annotation, cellular component: nucleolus; preribosome, large subunit precursor. NCBI's taxonomy places the organism in Eukaryota, Metazoa, Chordata, Actinopteri, Pomacentridae. Gene Ontology annotation, biological process: ribosomal large subunit biogenesis. Gene Ontology annotation, molecular function: protein binding. Bases 164 to 1300 code for a protein of 378 amino acids.
CCUUUUUUUGUUCAAUAAAGUUUAGUUAAAGCGCUCCAGCUGCUUGAUGACGUCUUAGGCACGCGACGCAGUUUACAGGAGAUCCACGCGUGUUUUUCAGACCAGAAACCGGAGCGGUUCUAGUCCAGUUCAGAGUCCGUUCAGAGCGCCUGAUCCUGGGGUGAUGGGGGACCGCAGCCGGCUGUGCUCCGUGUGGCUGGGCUCGGAGACCGGGAUCCUGAAGGGGGUCAGCCUGAGCCGCCUGCAGGCCUUCAACUUCUGCAACACGAGCCGCCUGAGCCGAGACCAGGAGGUCCGGGUCCUGAGCUGGUCCGACCCGGCGGAGAGCGAGCUGCUGGUGGGCUCCGUGGACGGAACCGUGAAGACGUUCAGCACCGAGAAGGGGGCCUUCAUCGAGAGCCGGAGCUGCGGAGACCCGGCGGAGGGCUGCUUCAGCGGCCUGGUGGCGCUCAGCGGCUCCUCGCUGGUCACCUGCACGGAGAGCGGGACGGUCCGGGUCUGGAGGGAGGACCGCGGGGAGCCGGUGACCGAGCUGGCCGCCGGGAAGAACGUGGCCAGGAUGCGCCAGAGCCCGGUGCACCGGAGCAAGGUGGCCACCGGCGGGAAGGAGAACGGCCUGAAGAUCUGGGACCUGGAGAGGCCGGAGAGCCCGCUGUUCUCCGCCAAGAACCUCCGGGACGACUGGCUGGACCUCCGGAGGCCCCACUGGGUCCGGGACGUGGCCUUCAUCCCGGAGUCCGACAAAGUGGUGACCUGCACCGGAUACCACCAGGUCCAUGUGUUUGACCCCUCGUCCCCCCAGCGGCGUCCCGUCCUGGAGGCUGAGUUCGGAGAGUUCCCGCUGACCGCCCUGUCGCUGCCUGCCGGCGGCUCCACGGUGGCGGUGGGCAACACCCGGGGGCAGAUCGCCCUGCUGGACCUGAGGAAGGGGCAGGUCCGGGGCUGCCUCAAGGGGCUGGCGGGGGGCGUCCGGGGGCUGCAGUGCCACCCCAGCCGGCCUCUGCUGGCCUCCUGCGGCCUCGACCGCUUCCUCCGAAUCCACGGCCUGGAGGACCGCAAGCUGCAGCACAAAGUUUACCUCAAGUCCCGACUCAACUGCCUCCUGCUGGCCGGACGGCUGGAGGACGGGGGGACGGGGGACACGGGGGAGGACGGGGAGGGGACGGAGGUGAAGGAGGAGGACGAGGACGAGGACGAGGUCUGGGACAGCAUGGAGCAGGUGGAGGAGAAGGCCAAGAGGAAAACCACAGAAGAAGGAGGAGAAGAAAUGCAGAAGAAGAAGAAGAGGAAGAAAGACUGAGAGGCGUUCGAGGACCGAGCAGAGCGUGGGACGUUUGGACUCCUGCAGCCACAGACUAAAAAACACAAACUGUUUGAAAUGUGAGAGACUUUACAGACAUUUUAUAUAAAAUGAAUUAAGAGACGUUUCCUCUGAGCCUUAAAACACAUAAAAAUAAAUCAGAAUCUGUUCAAAACCUGUUUAAGUUUACUUUGAUGGAAGUAAAAUUUCUACAAAUUGAAACAUGAAUUAUGACAUAAAAAUGUAUACAUACAAAUGAUGAGACACAAACGACCACCAAGAGACACAAAAUGACGACAGAGACACAAAACAACCACAAAGAGUCACUAAUCUGUUUCAGUGGUUUUAUUUCGGGUCACAGUAGUAACAGUGGAAUGAAAUGUCUCUCGUCAGCAGACAAACGUCUUCAUCGAUCUGAUGCUGAAAUCAAAACUCAGCUGUCAGAGGAAACAGGAAGUAACAGCAGCUCUGCUUUAAUUCAGUCUCAUUAAAAACAAAAAAACAAAACACUUAAAACAGAUAAAAUGAAACCGACUCAGCAGUUAAAUCCCUUUAAAACCAGAAACACAAAGUUAGAAACUGGAAAUAAACAGAAACUCCACAGUUAUGGAUUAAUUAUUAAAAAUAUUCAGUCCUGUGAUCUGCUGCUGGUUUUAAUGUUAAGCGUUUUUUACCUGAUUUAUUUCAUAUUUUGUGUUCAAUCUGACAGUUUGCGAGCUAUUUUUCUGCUUGAAACUGCUAAAAGAUCUAGUCAAAAUGUUUACCACAGGAUCCAGUCGUAUCUGCUUUAUGUUAUUAUUUUAUACAGUGGUGGAGAAAACAGCAACAAUAUUCUGCUUUAUUAAAUAAAAUAAACGUUUAAAGUGGUGUAAACUUGGA